CGCAAGGACCCCGGGGACCCGCCGCGUCCGCGUCGCUUAGCAACCGCCCGCCGGGACUGCCGCUCACUUCCGCUUCCGGGACAGGCGGGGAAGAUGGCGGCGGCCAGCGACAGAGAGGAGGCGGCGGUGGCCGACUGGGCUUUGCCAUCAGAAGUGGAGGUCUUGGAAUCCAUAUACCUGGAUGAGCUGCAGGUGUCUCGAGGAAAUGGCAGGUCAGCGCCCUGGGAAAUCUGCAUUACGCUGCACCCUGCGACCGCAGAGGAUCAGGACUCUCAGUACGUCUGCUUCACGCUCGUGCUGUCUGUGCCCCCACAGUAUCCCAAUGAAGUGCCAAAAAUCUCGCUCCGGAAUCCGCGGGGGCUGUCGGAUGAGCAGAUCCAGAAGAUUUCCCAGACCCUGGGACAAGUUGCGGAGGCUGGGCUGGGGACAGCGGUGCUGUAUGAGCUGAUUGAGAAAGGGAAGGAAAUUCUCACUGACAACAACAUUCCUCAUGGCCAGUGCGUGAUCUGUCUCUACGGCUUCCAGGAGAGAGAAGCAUUCACAAAGACUCAGUGCUACCACUACUUCCACUCUCACUGCCUGGCUCGCUACGCCCAGCACGUGGAGGAGGAAAUCCACGUGCAGCAGGAAGAGAGAGAGCAGCACCUGGCACCUCCUUCCAAGCAGGGAGUCGGAGUGCAGUGCCCCGUCUGCCGGGAAACACUAAUCUACGACCUCUCCGCUCUGCAGGCAGCGCCACCUCCACAGCACCCGGUGGAGCCGUACAGGCCUGAUGCAAAGGCGAUACAGACCCGAGAGGAACUGCGCAUAAUCUACCAAAGGCAGCAAAAGAAGGGGGGCAUCAUUGACCCCGAGGCCGAGAGAAACCGCUACUUCAUCAGCCUCCAGGCGCCUCCAGCAGCUGCGGAUCCCGGCCACGGAGCCGCCCCUGAGCUGCUGACUUCUGAAACUGCCGUGGCUGCCACCGAGCAGCUCUGCCAACCACCGGCCCCGGGACGUGCUGCAGAGCCUGCCAGCCCUCCCCAAGCUCCAGCUCUGGGGAGAGAACCCGGGCAGCCGGCCAACGCGUCUGUCCCCCUGGAGCACCAGAGCAAGAGAGAGCGGCACCGAGGGGAGAGGCCGGGAUUCCGAGGCCAGGGCAGGCAGCUGUUCAGCGACCCACAAGCAGCAGCUGCGGAAACUUGCCGCCUUCUCCGUGGCCCUGGGGGACCCAGCGGUUUCGACUGGAGACCCGAACGGAGAGAAGACAGGAGCCAGAGACCCAGUGGGGGUUACAGCCAGGAGCUCCCUCAGCCGCACGGCAGGGGCAGAGUGGCUGCCUUUGCUGGUAGGAGAGAGUCGGGCCCUGCUGGCAUCUUGCCCGUGAAAGGGGCGUUGGACUCGAAGGAGGAGCAGCCUGCUGGGGGGAGAUGGACGCCGGAGCAGGGAGCUGAGACCCCCAGCAGGGAGAAGGAAAACCUGGCACUAAACCAGCGUGACCCCAAGGGCCCCACCAGCUGGCAGGGCCAUCACAGGCCCUGGGACUGUGGGAGAUGGGAGAAGUCCCGGGGCAGGGAGCGUGGUUCCUAUCCCAGGGCGCCACGGGGGCGAGGGGCAUUCAGGCCCAGUGCAAGGAGAGACCCCCACGGCCAAGUGAAGGAGGAUGGCUCCUAGCAGGAGGGGGCAGGGGCUGGUGCGGGGGGGGCCUUUCCUGGGGAGACCAAUAAAGAGUCUAUUAGA
Molecule: messenger RNA, 1719 nt
Organism: Mauremys mutica (yellowpond turtle)
Lineage: Eukaryota; Metazoa; Chordata; Testudines; Geoemydidae
Gene: RNF25
Product: ring finger protein 25
Exons: 10
Coding region: 94-1653 (519 amino acids)
Biological process (GO): protein ubiquitination
Cellular component (GO): nucleus
Molecular function (GO): protein binding; ubiquitin protein ligase activity
Source: RefSeq, a predicted model, not a curated record